CUCCGCAAAUUCGAGCUCAGGCACCUCAGGCACGUCCUUCAGGGCCUCAGUCGAUUCAAGGUCCAAGACCUCCGCAGUCCCCAACGACUGCUCAGCCUCCACCGGUACAAAGAGCUCCUGUGCCGAGCAAUCUUCAGUUCGGUCCAAGGCAGCCACCGCAGUUUGGGGGCGCCACUACGCCUGACGGUUCCAAAGCUCAGGUGCAACCCCAAUUUAACGGAACAUCAAGGAACGGCGUUCCUGCACCGUCUCAAAUAACGGGACAACUACCUAGACAACCGUCACAAGGCUCUUUAAAAGGCCUUGAUAUAUCCAAUACAAACAAAAGUAAAACAGCAAACCUGGAACCCCAAAAUACUAACAAUGACAACCAAAAUGCUAAUAAGUCCGAGAUUAACUCGGAACCACCAACAAUGUCUAAAGGCAGAAGUUACAGCAUCGCCGCCGCUCCCGGCGCGCCAAGUCCGCUUAAGAUGGAUGAAGACCGACGAAAAUCCAUUAGUGCUGUAGGGAGUAAGAUGGAAGAGUUCACAAGUCGUAGCCCAGGUCUUGGAUUAAUUCAAGAAUCUAAGGACAGUAGAGAUAACAUACGUGGUUCUAAAGAUAGUGUAAGGUCGGUGGCUUCGAAUGAUGGUAGCAAGGACAACAUCGAUCGUCCAGAAUCACGCAUAACCGGGUCAAGAAUGACCGAAUCAAUCAUGGGAUCUUUGACCAAUCUUGCACCCAAAAAGAAAAUAGACGAUGACGAUGACGUGGUAUUGCAAAACAACGUGCAAACAUUGAAAAGCGACGUUGGUCUAAAUCAGAACAAAACGGAUCUCUCGGACCGUUCACCAUCGUUGACUAGAAGUGAUGAUUCGCCGGAACCUAAGAACGUUUCGCAAAGUUCAGUUAUAACGAACAAGUCGCAGAGCGCUACACCAGAACCUCAAAGACCUAAGACUCCCAAAGAUUUGAAACCUGAAACCAAAGUCGAUGCACCAAGAGACGUAAAACCUUCCGUAACACCAGUUAAAACUCCGUCAAAGUCACCCGUUCAAGAAAUCAAAACUAUGCCAUUAAACAAAAAACCAACUGAAUUAAUUACUCCAACAGAUUCCAAAAGAUCUACUCCUAGGAAAGUAGUUUCAGCGCCUAAAUCACGACCUAAAGAUGGAGAUAAUGACAGUGGCGUGGACGAGUCAACUCAGGGGAAUGAUAUGAACGGAUCGCCUGGUUCACCAAAUAAGAAAUUGCCGAGCAAGGUCCCUACUAAGGAAAAAUCAAGUAACAGUUUGAAGACCAGUCUUUCACGAUCUUCUAGCAAGAGCGCAACAGCUAAAACACCAGAGAACCCUCCUCCAUCGGAGAAGAAAAAAGUACCAAUGAACAAGGUUCAAGUGGGUAACGCGCCGUCUCCUAAUAUCAAGGCUGUUAAAUCCAAGAUCGGGUCAUUGGAUAACUCUACAUACAAGCCGGGCGGUGGAAAGAUUAAAAUAGAGAACAGAAAACUGGAAUUCAAUGCUACGCCGAAAAUCGCUGCGAAAAAUGAGGCGUACACCCCUAGUGGUGGUACUAAAAAGAUAAUUACCACAAAAUUGGAAUGGAACGCGAAAUCCAAAAUCGGUUCCUUACAGAACACUGCUUACAAACCAGGAGGUGGCGAUAAGAAGAUCGAAACUGUUAAGUUGGAUUUUAAAGAUAAAGCGAAGCCAAAAGUUGGAUCCACAGCUAACAUAACUCAUAAGCCUGGCGGCGGAACAGUAAAGAGUCCGGUUCCACCGUCUGCACCUCCGAAAUCUGAUGAGAAUUUGAACCAACAGCCGUGUUAAGACACCUCAUGAAAAGUCGACACUAAUUCUAUUUACUAAAAUAAUGUGUCCAUUACUUUUAUCAUAAUAUUACUCUUGUCUCAUUGUCUUUGAUUAUUUUAUUCAGAAUUCAAUGGACAUGAUGCAUAUUUAAGAAUUUAAGUCAGUAAAGUAGUUUCCUUUGAUAAAUAUUUAGUAAAUCUAAAUGGAUCUUAGCAAAACUAUUAGCAGAUUAACUUGCUGCUUAUCUUUUAUGUUUUACAUAGUAUCAGUUGUGCCAAUGCGUUUAGAACAUAAAACAUAAAAUAUUAAUAUGUAUUUUUAAAUUUAAAAACGACCGUUUAUUCCCGAGUAGAAAUAGUUGAAAUGUAAUUUACAAAUAUUUAAAAUAUUGCUGCAUAAACAUUAUAGUGAAAAUUCUGGUGUGUUUCAGAUGAAGCGUUUUAAAAAAUGUAGUUGGCACAAAUAUCUAAAUAUCUUAUAAUGGUUUUGCAGCAAUUCCACGUAUAUAUUAUGCACAUAGUGAUCACAUUGUCUCACUUCCAGUCCUCACUGCGUAUUAAAGCAACAAAUAUUUACUAUGCGUAUAUUAAAUGCGAUAGUUGAAGCUUCGUUACAAAUGUAUGUUGUUUACUUUUAUAAUUGUAUUAUGUAGAAUGCACGAACAAUGUUUAGGAUUAAAAUGGUGUGAGGUAUGUAUAGGCCAGUGUUCUCGACUCAGCACGUAAUAAAUGUCGAACAACAUAAAGCCCUGUUUAAACUAAUGUUUAAUAUGUUUUAUAAUCAAAAUAAUAGCUUAUUCACGUUUAAUUUCGCUGUGUCGGGAGCGACGUCGGCUCAGAUUGGACUGACCAGAUUAUUAGAAUGAUAAAUGUUUUAUAUUUAAAUAAUUUUAAGACGGAAUUAGAUUUAGGAAUUAAAUAAUGCUUGUCGUUUACAAAAUUAUUUGCAAUUGUGAAUGUUAUUGUGAUGUAGCGAUGUAUUUCGUUGCAAUUUAAGGAUAAUCAAAUGAUUAUUGAAUAAUAUUAAAGGAAUUUGUUAUAUUUACAAUUUUCUUUGUUACUAUCAACAGCAUUAUUAAUUUUUGUACUACAAUCAAAACGUUUUUUUAUAUGAUAUUACAGGACGCUUUGCUAUCGUAAGUUUUUAAUGGAGUUCAGCAUAAUGUGAACCUGCUGUAAUGGUAUACUUUAAUAUUUAAUAUAAUGUAACGUAAUA
Papilio polytes (common Mormon) is the source of this 3008-nucleotide messenger RNA. RefSeq names its product microtubule-associated protein tau (gene tau). The transcript is spliced from 6 exons. The coding region runs from base 414 to 1811 and encodes 465 amino acids. Gene Ontology annotation, cellular component: neuron projection. NCBI's taxonomy places the organism in Eukaryota, Metazoa, Arthropoda, Insecta, Lepidoptera, Papilionidae. The record is from RefSeq and is a predicted model, not a curated record. Gene Ontology annotation, biological process: neuron projection development; microtubule cytoskeleton organization. Gene Ontology annotation, molecular function: microtubule binding.